Aegilops tauschii subsp. strangulata is the source of this 851-nucleotide messenger RNA. RefSeq names its product chaperone protein dnaJ 11, chloroplastic-like. The record is from RefSeq and is a predicted model, not a curated record. Lineage: Eukaryota; Viridiplantae; Streptophyta; Magnoliopsida; Poales; Poaceae.
CGAGUGGCACCACAGACCCCUCCGUCCCCAGCUCCUAUAAAUCCAGCGGCGUCUCAGCUCACCUCGACGAGGACGGACAACAGUGCAACGAAGAAGUACUUUGCUUUCGGAUCAAGCACUCAAGAACAGAGAUCGGAGGAUCGAUCGAUGGCUACGUUCGCGACGUCGACGGCGGCGGUGAUGGGAUUGGCUCGCCCGGGGCGGGUGGCCGGGCCUCGGCGGCGCGUUGUGGUGCGGGCGUCCUCGACGAUGGCGGCGCCGGCCGCGGUGGCCGCGGGGAGGACGCACUACGAGGUGCUCGGGGUAGGCGCCGGGGCCAGCAGGGGCGAGAUCAAGGCCGCGUACCGGCGUCUGGCCAGGGAGGUGCACCCGGACGCUGCUGGCCGCGGCGGCAACGAGGGGUUCAUCCGGCUGCACGCGGCCUACGCCACGCUGGCCGACCCCGACGAGCGCGCUCGCUACGACAGGGACGUGGCCUGCCGCGCCGCGGGGAUGAUGAUGCGGCGGGCGGCUGCGACGUCCGGGCCGGCGUUCCGGCGGAGGACGUGGGAGACUGACCAGUGCUGGUAGAACGUACAGCAACGCAAACACGGCUGCCCUCCGGGCUCCCAACCGGCGGCCGCCCGGUUCGCUCAGGCACGGCGCUGGAGAGAAGGUCUUCCCGACUGUCUUGCAACGUACGAACAGGAUUGGACGGCCCAGAUCGGGUGAUGCAGACGCGGGAGCUCUGUACAUAGCAAGAGGCGUUUUUAAAGAUCUCUUGUGCGUCUGGUCAGCAAAAUGCAAAUAUGUAAACUAAUUACUGUGAAUCAACGGCCAAGGAAUAUAUACUGUGUAGCUCUUUUUCUGAA